Molecule: messenger RNA, 4462 nt
Organism: Gadus macrocephalus (Pacific cod)
Lineage: Eukaryota; Metazoa; Chordata; Actinopteri; Gadiformes; Gadidae
Gene: ccm2
Product: CCM2 scaffold protein
Exons: 10
Coding region: 2032-3396 (454 amino acids)
Biological process (GO): heart development; vasculogenesis
Source: RefSeq, a predicted model, not a curated record
CCUUAUGAAUUAUUUGACUUCCUAGCUUGCUAACAGGAUUCAGUACUUGCUGUAUUAUUACAGUGUACUACCUGUGUAUACGAUAAUAUAUGUCUCCGCUGCUUCAAACACAGUUCAGCUCGUGGUGUAUAGGCUACUUUCUGAAAGUAGCAACUUGUUUAUGAUUUGUACAGGUCAGGUUAUUAGAUCUCAAAUAUUUGGCAGUUUACGCCCCCUAAAUCGAUUAUAAAAUGGACACAUUAAUGCGCUUGGAGUUAAUCCUAACUUAAUUCAGAUUUACAAAUAUACACGUCAAAGAUAUAUAAGUAAUUUACUUUAUGUGUUCACUUUGUAAACUAGUGUCAUCUAUAACAUAUACAUUAUUUAUUAAAACUUGCAGUGUCUAUCGUGAAACAUAAAGCAAACACACAGCAUGUCUCUGUUUUCUAUCUCCGCUUUCAUUCUGGACUCCAUAGCUUAAUUUAAUAAGUGUUAAAGAGUAUGUCAACAUUUUAUGAAAGCACACCAGGCAUUAUCACAAUACAAUACAAACCAUUGUUCCAUUACAGAUCAUAUAUCUGCUGCAAGAUCUGCUUGUCAACAUUGUAGUCGGGAUAUCCUGACGUUUCCUGACGUUAUCCUGUAGUUUUAUGGUUUGUGGAUGAUGGAGAAAUUCUUAACUCGUCAUUCAAAUUACUUGGAAGCGCACCUCAAGAUAAAAUAUAGCAUCAUGCUUGGUUCAUAUGAAGCGUUACCUGGUUGGCCAAAUGUGCUCUGCAGAGCCUUGUGGAGGGUUUCAUGACUGUAAUCAAUAGAUCUCAACAGGCUACUAUGAGAUAUCAAUUUAUGUUGUUAGCAUUUCAUGCAAUAUUGCUCUCUACCACUUUGGGGCGCCAUUGGAUCGUAGCCAAUGUAGACACCUAUUUUAUAACCUAUUUGUAACGUUUGUUAUACUUCAUAGCCAUUCAAAUACAGACGCAGACUCCCAUAUAUAGAGAAAUAUUCUUACUUUGUUAUGUUAAACACACUGCUUGUAAGGCUUUUUUCACAUGAAUGUGGGGGAGAAAAAAACCUUAGUUUUGGUGUAUCAUCAGUUUGACUUCACUUUGUUAAGAUAACUAGCUUAGCUGUAGCUGUUCCGAGUCAUGUUAUUUUUUAAAACACGUAUUUGAUGAGAGCACACUUGCCUAUGUUUUCCUUUGUCCAGCACUGGCAAGAACUAAACCAUGGGAUCCUGGUGCUUUUGAGUUUAUUUCCAGUGUUUUCUCCGGUUGGAAAGUUAGAACGUCUUCAGUUACCUCCCUGUUCAUCAUCUUCAGUGUGCAAAGCCAAAUUCCAUAGAGAAAAUAAACUGGUGCUGGGCUUCCUGGUCAAUGGCCAGACUGUCCAGAGAGCUACCUGUGCUUGCUGUUCUCUGCCGGUUCCCGAGAGAAGGCCCAUGAAAUGUUAAUGCACCUCUCCGUUACCACCAGCAGCCACCAGAAACGAAAAACUGCUGAAUAAUGUAUUGGGACUGCGUGGUGUACCGGUCCACAAUAUGAGAUCAUUUAUCAAAGAUUGUGUGGACAUUUUAAAGGGAAAAAAUCCCUAAUAGGCCACUGAAAAUAAAUACAAAUACAAUUGUUCAGAUUGAGUGAAGUCCACAUUAUGAGCCCAUAUGUAUCUUGUCGGAUGUGUUUCUGUUUUUGCAGUCAAUGCAAGUUAAACUUGUGCAAAUAUUGACCACCAGUGUAAUCACAGGAAGUAAGUGGUUGGCCCUUUCCUGUUCUGGAUUCUCUUUAGAGUCAGAGGUGCUCCUCUCUGAGUGUGUGCAUUUGUGCAUGUGUAGAAGCCGCACACACACACAAAGCAAUACAACCAAUUUCAUAUAGCUUUUGAACCCCCCCCCGCCCCUCGUCCUCCCCAGUUAGCAACCGUUGCUAAGGCUGCUAGUGACUUGAGACAACAGGUGACAGACGUAGUGUGGCUGACGGGAGGGGAGGAAUGCGUCCACCCACAACGUCUCUCGCAUCAACUCUGCGUCCCGUUAAGUAGCCACAUCAGUCAGAUCACAUGGAUUACGAGCCCGGCAUCGUGUCGCCGUUCAAGCGCGUGUUCCUAAAGGGAGAGCGUGGCCGGGACAAGAAGACCUCGGAGAAGACCACCGAGAGGCGGGCCCUCCACACCUUCUCCCUGUCCCAGCCCGACCACCGCAUCGACCCUGACAUCCUACUCAACGACUACAUCGAGAAGGAGGUCAAAUACCUGGGCCAGCUGACGUCUGUGCCAGGCUACCUCAACCCCUCCAGUCGGACCGAGGUCCUGCAGCUCAUCGACAAUGCAAGGAAGACGAACCAGCUGGCAGGCCAGCUGACGCCGGAGCUGGACGCGGUGGUGAGUCUCUCCGCCUACAACAUCAAGCUGGUGUGGAGGGACGGAGAGGACAUCAUCCUCAGGGUGCCCAUCCACGACAUCGCCGCCGUCUCCUACAUCCGGGACGACUCGUUGCACCUGGUGGUGCUCAAGACGGCCCAGGAGUCCGGGGGUUCUCCGUGCCCCAGCUCCUGUCCGGACCUCAACAAGUCCCAGACGCUGGGCUCCCUGUCGGAGAGCGGCGCGGGGCUGGUGGAGGUGUGCUGCCUGCUGGUGCUGGCCGUGGAGAACAAGGCGACGGCGGAGGAGCUGUGUCUGCUGCUCAGCCAGGUGUUCCAGAUCGUCUACACAGAGUCCACCAUCGACUUUCUGGACCGGGCCAUAUUCGACGGCGCCACCACACCCACCAGGCACCUGUCCCUGUACAGCGACUCCUCGAGCAAGGUGGACGCAAAAGAGGCCUUCGAAGCUGAGGCCAGCACAUUUUCCUUCGAGGGCUCCCUGGAGGCGGCCGACAGCUCCCCCUCCACGCCCGCCUCCCCCCAGACCAAGGCGGCCAGCGAGGGGGAGCUGAGCACCACCGCGGCGGAGCUGCUCCAGGACUACAUGACCACGUUACGCACCAAGCUGUCGUCUCAGGAGAUCCAGCAGUUCGCCACGCUGCUCCACGAGUACCGCAACGGAGCCUCCAUCCACGAGUUCUGCAUAAACCUGAGACAGCUCUACGGGGACAGCAGGAAGUUCCUCCUCCUGGGCCUGCGUCCCUUCAUCCCCGAGAAGGACAGCCAGCACUUUGAGAACUUCCUGGAGACCAUCGGCGUGAAGGACGGCCGCGGCAUCAUCACCGACAGCUUCGGCCGCUACCGCCGCACCGCGAGCUCCGCCUCCGACUCCACCGCCAACGGGGCCGGGACGGUGGGCGGGGACAGCACCCACAGCGGGGGGGGCGGCGACGCCCCAGCCCCCUCGGAGGGCGACGAGUGGGACCGCAUGAUCACCGACAUCAGCAACGACAUCGAGGCGUUGGGCGUCAGCAUGGACCAGGACGGCGGGGUCUCGCCCUGACACGCCCCCCCCCCCCAUGGGACCCGUGGGUGCCAACCCACAGACCCUCAUCCCUGGAACAGUGGAUCGAGGAACCAUAACAACAACAACGGCGCUAAACGAGAGGCACUGACAUUUGAUGACACUUUCAUAAUGUUGUUUUUUUUUGCCCCCCAACUUUGAAGGAGACAAGUCUGUGAAACUUUAAUGGUAUCUUAACCCUUACGGCCCUACAGGGCAGCUCCCGGUUAUUCUGACGUGCUACCAGGUGGUCUCUUUGCACCUGGUAGCACAAGCUAGGCGUCUAUUGUUGUAAGCUCUUCGUUCGACAACAUUUCAACCAGAUGUCGAUGAGUCCUCUACUCACUAAUUGCUGUAUUUCUAAAGAUACCCAUAGCCUAUGACGUUUAACAGAUUAUUUUGUUGUAUCUAUUGUUUAUAAAGCUUUAUUGGCAGUAUCUGCCUCUCGUGUAGACAAUGUAGCGAUUUACCCCAGCGGUUUUUGAGGGUUUAUGAUUAUAAUAAUCAAUAUCCCCUCUAUAGACUCUGGAGUAUUAAAGAAUCAAUAUCCAAAGGGCGAUGUACAAGCUGUGGAAUAUUAUAGACUGUUAUUGGAUGCUUUUUGUUCUUUAUCCACGUCCUCUACCCUUUAACCCCAGCCCCUCUCCCUCCAUGUGUUCUUCUAUUAACUUUUUGUUUAUUCUUUGCUUAUAUGGUUCAUAUAUAUUUAAUAUUUUAGUCAUUUCUUUAAUACGUGUAUUGUCAAUGUGUAAUCUAAUAGACAACGUCUAAUAGUCCUUUUCACGGUGCCUUUUCACGGUGCUCUGUGAAAAGGACUAUUCGUUUGCCAACAAAGGAAAUGCCAUUUGGGUGAGGAGGACCAGAACUGACAAAGCCAGAGAGCCAAUGAUGGACAGGGUUCGAUGUUUAGUCUCUCUCUUCAGUUUAAAUCAGUAACGAAGUGUCGUGUGAUAUUCCCAUAUAGCGGUCAUGGUGCCUUUCACUCUGCAGUACUGUUGCCAAGCUGGCGAUAUGAGCUGUGUCUGUACAGCAGACCCGUCAUGGAUAUUAAAUAACAAUUACUUCA